Pisolithus orientalis is the source of this 1746-nucleotide messenger RNA. RefSeq names its product GH3 auxin-responsive promoter. Gene Ontology annotation, molecular function: acid-amino acid ligase activity. NCBI's taxonomy places the organism in Eukaryota, Fungi, Basidiomycota, Agaricomycetes, Boletales, Pisolithaceae. The coding region runs from base 1 to 1722 and encodes 573 amino acids. The transcript is spliced from 11 exons. Gene Ontology annotation, cellular component: cytoplasm. The record is from RefSeq and is a predicted model, not a curated record.
AUGAAUAGCCUCCCCCCUGUGCCCAUUGUCUCGCUCACUGCAGAGCUUGCGGAGCGACUUCGCGAACAAGCGCUGGACGAAUCCGAUGCCCUACAGCAAUUUCGGGCUGCUCUUAAUCUCACCGAUGGCGGUAACCAAAUAGACGCUCUGGAACACUCUGUGGAAAAGUUGUUCGAGGUCUAUCACAAUAGCAUAGGAUUGAGUGUCUACGAGGACUAUCUCCCCGUUAUCUCCCGCUUCUUCGAGCCCACGUGCAGCAAGUCCUCGGUGGAGAACUUGAUGGCUCCUGGUCUUCCCAUCUUUAUUGCACACUCCUCAGGCACCUCCGGGGGCGCAGCAAAGUACUUCCCCAAAUACCGUCACCCAGACCACAUGUCAAGGGCGACGACUGAGACUGUCCGACUUGCCGACCCGCAGAGCAAGAGCGGAACGGGCAAGAAUUGUAUCAUGAUUUCCCUCGCAUACCGUCAGGUCGUGACUCCCCUUGAUGAAGAUGGAGACGUAGCCAAAUACAUACCUGUUUGCUUGCUGACGAGCGGUUUGGGCCGCAUAGAAAACAAUAUGCCUGUGGAGAGAGACUGCCUUUCUCUGCCACUCUCAAGGGUCUUUCCUAACUACUCGUCGCCCGCUGCUGUCUCUUUUAUCUCCCACUACAAAUCGUUCCUCUUCAUGCACGCUCUCUUUGCAUUGGUGGAACCCAAACUCGAGACCAUCAAUACCAUAUUCACGACUUCAUUCCGGGAUUUAUGUCGCACGGUUGACGAUCAUUGGGAGGAUCUUGUUCACUGCAUCGAAACGGGCGUCAUACCCGAUAUAGACGGAAUCGAGGCCGUGAAGGAUAAUCUUCAGGUUCGUCUCUGCGACGGCAGUGCCAAAGGCCAUCACCUCGUUUCCUUCAGCCCAACCCAAGGUCGUGCCGAGGAGUUGCGCAGGAUUGGAAAGGCAACUGAUACCCCUGGAUGGUUCAAACAGAUUUGGCCACAACUACAUGCAAUUCUGGCAAAUGCAAGUGGUCCAUUUGCUACAGUCAUCCCAGAGAUCCGGCAUUACAUUGGUCCCGAGGACCUUAACCUGUACAAGCUUGUGGGUUCCGACGACGUCAUCGAGUUCCUACCUGUGGACGACCCGGAGGAAUACAAAUACCUCACUCAAUCUUGGAACGUCGAAUCGGGAAAGAAAUAUGAAGUAGUUCUGACAACGAGAGAUGGAUUCUGGCGGUAUCGCCUUGGCGAUGUCGUUGAGAUCGCGGGAUUCGACCCUCGCGAUGGACAACCCCUUAUCAGGUACAUCGAGCGGCGAAACAUGCACAUCCGCCUUGCAAACGAGGUGACAACAGAAACGCAGCUGCGCCAAGUCGUCGAUGCAACGUCAGACUUGUUUGGAAGAGUUUCAGAGUUCUGCGUUUCCCCUGACUACCGUCAGGCUGUUGCUCGGUAUGCAUUCAUUGUAGAAUUACAAGGAAAUCCUGGCGCGAACAUUUCUGUGGUACCCGAGGCCUUGCAUGACCAACUGCAGAAACACAACGAGAAUUACCUGAAAGAUAGCCGAAUAGGAAAAAUCGGCGUACCCUGCGUUCGGGUAGUUGGACCUGGGACAGUUCGGCUGACUUCAGAGAGUGGAAGGUCAAGACGAAGGGUACUGCCUCUGGACAAGUUAAGGUGCCCUGUUGUGGUCUGGGGCGAGGCCGACCGUGCAUGGCUUGGAAGAACAGGUUAUGUAUGAUAUCUGAUGGAGCGUGAAACGAGG